Molecule: messenger RNA, 2718 nt
Organism: Ctenopharyngodon idella (grass carp)
Lineage: Eukaryota; Metazoa; Chordata; Actinopteri; Cypriniformes; Xenocyprididae
Product: GATA zinc finger domain-containing protein 10-like
Exons: 1
Source: RefSeq, a predicted model, not a curated record
CAUCAGAAACAACACCACAAGCAGAAUCAGCAGCAUCAGGAGGAGAAUCACAAGCAGAAUCAGCAGCAUCACAAGGAGAAUCAGCAGCAUCACAAGGAGAAUCAGCAGCAUCACAAGCAGAAUCAGCAGCAUCAGGAGGAGAAUCACAAGCAGAAUCAACAGUAUCACAAGCAGAAUCAGCAGCAUCACAAGCAGAAUCAUCUGCAUCACAAGCAGAAUCAGCUGCAUCACAAGCAGAAUCAAUUGAAUCACCAGCAGAAUCAGCUGCAUCACAAGCAGAAUCAGUUGAAUCACCAGCAGAAUCAGCUGCAUCACAAGCAGAAUCAGUUGAAUCACCAGCAGAAUCAGCUGCAUCACAAGCAGAAUCAGCAGCAUCAGGAGGAGAAUCACAAGCAGAAUCAACAGUAUCACAAGCAGAAUCAGCAGCAUCACAAGCAGAAUCAUCUGCAUCACAAGCAGAAUCAGCUGCAUCACAAGCAGAAUCAAUUGAAUCACCAGCAGAAUCAGCUGCAUCACAAGCAGAAUCAGUUGAAUCACCAGCAGAAUCAGCUGCAUCACAAGCAGAAUCAGUUGAAUCACCAGCAGAAUCAGCUGCAUCACAAGCAGAAUCAGCAGCAUCAGGAGGAACAUCAGAAGCAUCACAAGCAGAAUCAGCUGCAUCACAAGCAGAAUCAGCUGCAUCACGAGCAGAAUCAGCAGCAUCAACAGAAGCAUCACAAGGACAAUCAGCAUCAUCAGGAGGAACAUCACAAUCAGAAGCACAACCAGCAGCAUCACAAGCAGAAUCAGCAGCAUCACAAGCAGAAUCAGCAGCAUCACAAGCAGAAUCAGCUGCAUCACAAGCAGAAUCAGCAGCAUCAGGAGGAACAUCAGAAGCACAGCCAGCAGCAUCACAAGCAGAAUCAGCAGCAUCACAAGCAGAAUCAGCUGCAUCACAAGCAGAAUCAGCAGCAUCAGGAGGAACAUCAGAAGCACAGCCAGCAGCAUCACAAGCAGAAUCAGCAGCAUCACAAGCAGAAUCAGCAGCAUCACAAGCAGAAUCAGCAGCAUCACAAGCAGAAUCAGCAGCAUCAGGAGGAACAUCAGAAGCACAGCCAGCAGCAUCACAAGCAGAAUCAGCAGCAUCACAAGCAGAAUCAGCAGCAUCAGGAGGAACAUCAGAAGCACAGCCAGCAGCAUCACAAGCAGAAUCAGCAGCAUCACAAGCAGAAUCAGCAGCAUCACAAGCAGAAUCAUCUGCAUCACAAGCAGAAUCAGCUGCAUCACAAGCAGAAUCAGCUGCAUCACGAGCAGAAUCAGCAGCAUCAACAGAAGCAUCACAAGGACAAUCAGCAUCAUCAGGAGGAACAUCACAAUCAGAAGCACAACCAGCAGCAUCACAAGCAGAAUCAGCAGCAUCACAAGCAGAAUCAUCUGCAUCACAAGCAGAAUCAGUUGAAUCACCAGCAGAAUCAGCUGCAUCACAAGCAGAAUCAGCAGCAUCAGGAGGAACAUCAGAAGCACAGCCAGCAGCAUCACAAGCAGAAUCAGCAGCAUCACAAGCAGAAUCAGCAGCAUCACAAGCAGAAUCAUCUGCAUCACAAGCAGAAUCAGCUGCAUCACGAGCAGAAUCAGCAGCAUCAACAGAAGCAUCACAAGGACAAUCAGCAUCAUCAGGAGGAACAUCACAAUCAGAAGCAGAAUCAGCAGCAUCACAAGCAGAAUCAGCAGCAUCACAAGCAGAAUCAGCAGCAUCACAAGCAGAAUCAUCUGCAUCACAAGCAGAAUCAGCUGCAUCACGAGCAGAAUCAGCAGCAUCAACAGAAGCAUCACAAGGACAAUCAGCAUCAUCAGGAGGAACAUCACAAUCAGAAGCACAACCAGCAGCAUCACAAGCAGAAUCAGCAGCAUCACAAGCAGAAUCAUCUGCAUCACAAGCAGAAUCAGUUGAAUCACCAGCAGAAUCAGCUGCAUCACAAGCAGAAUCAGCAGCAUCAGGAGGAACAUCAGAAGCACAGCCAGCAGCAUCACAAGCAGAAUCAGCAGCAUCACAAGCAGAAUCAGCAGCAUCACAAGCAGAAUCAUCUGCAUCACAAGCAGAAUCAGCUGCAUCACGAGCAGAAUCAGCAGCAUCAACAGAAGCAUCACAAGGACAAUCAGCAUCAUCAGGAGGAACAUCACAAUCAGAAGCAGAAUCAGCAGCAUCACAAGCAGAAUCAGCAGCAUCACAAGCAGAAUCAGCAGCAUCACAAGCAGAAUCAUCUGCAUCACAAGCAGAAUCAGCUGCAUCACAAGCAGAAUCAGCUGCAUCACGAGCAGAAUCAGCAGCAUCAACAGAAGCAUCACAAGGACAAUCAGCAUCAUCAGGAGGAACAUCACAAUCAGAAGCACAACCAGCAGCAUCACAAGCAGAAUCAGCAGCAUCACAAGCAGAAUCAGCAGCAUCAACAGGAGCAUCACAAGCACAAUCAGCAUCAUCAGGAGGAGCAUCACAAGCAGAAUUAGCAGCAUUAGGAGAAACAUCACAAGCAGAAUCAGCUGCAUCACCAGCAGAAUCAGCAGCAUCAGAAGGAACACCACAAGCAGAAUCAGCAGCAUCACAAGCAAAAUCAGCAGUAUCACCAGCAGAAUCAACAGCAUCAAGCGGAGCAUCACAGUUAGUAUCAUCAGCAUCAAGAGUAGCAUCACUUGCAGUAUCAUCAGUAUCAAGAGGAGCAUCACUGGCAGCAUCAGGAGUAU